AUGGCGGCGGUGGCGGCGGGCGGCCUGGUGGGGAAGGGGCGAGACAUCAGCCUAGCAGCCCUGCAGCGCCACGACCCCUAUAUCAACCGCAUCGUGGACGUGGCCAGCCAAGUGGCUCUGUACACUUUCGGCCAUCGGGCCAACGAGUGGGAGAAGACUGAUGUGGAAGGAACCCUAUUUGUUUACACAAGGUCUGCUUCUCCAAAACAUGGAUUCACCAUUAUGAAUAGACUGAGCAUGGAAAAUAGAACAGAGCCCAUUACUAAAGACCUGGAUUUUCAACUCCAGGACCCCUUCCUUCUCUACAGAAAUGCCAGAUUGGCCAUUUAUGGAAUUUGGUUUUAUGAUAAAGAAGAAUGCCAAAGAAUUGCAGAGCUUAUGAAAAACCUAACUCAGUAUGAACAAUUGAAAGCUCAUCAAGGAACAGGAACAGGAAUCUCCCCAAUGAUCCUCAAUUCAGGAGAGGGCAAGGAAGUAGAUAUCUUACGAAUGCUCACCAAGGCCAAAGAUGAAUACACAAAGUGUAAAACCUGUUCUGAACCAAAACAGAUUACCAGUUCAUCUGCCAUCUAUGACAACCCCAAUCUCAUCAAGCCAAUUCCAGUGAAACCCAGCGAAAACCAACAAAAGCACGUGUCUCAGCUCAGCCAGACCUUAGAUCCUGAACCCCAACACUUAUCCUUGACUGCUCUCUUUGGGAAGCAGGAUAGAGCUACAUGUCAUGAAAUCAUGGAGCACCCCCAGACCUUCCACCCGCAGCGGCAUCAAGAGAAACUUCCGGUAAGGCAGGGGGUUGUACGAUCCCUGUCCUAUGAGGAACCCAAAAGACACUCACCCCUGCUGGAGAAGCAGCUCUGUCCGGCCAUUCAGAAACUCAUGAUCGGGAGCUCAGACCUCCACCCAUUGUCAGAGCUGCCCGAAAACCGACCCUGUGAAAAUAGCAAUCCCCACUCUGCUGGGGAUGUUUUCACUGGGCUUGUCCAGCCAGCAUCUCCCAGUCACAUUGGGACUUCUCAUCGUGUGCAAAGUGCUCCCAGAACUCAGAACCUGUUAUAGAAGCUCCAGAGUGCUCCUGGGGGCAGAGUGCCACCAAGUGCAGGCAUGCCAGGACCUCCCAGCUCAGCUGCUCCAAGCUUCAGCAGAGCCCUCACUGCCGCCACCCCUGCAGCUCCAAGCAAGGGUCUCCCCCAGUCACAACUCGUGUAUGUCAAUGGCUCCCUUCCACCCAAGACACUCGGGCAUCAUGCUCCUGGGAAAGAACAGUCUGUACUCCCAAGACCACCACUUCCCCUGUCCUGUGCUCAGAUGAGCGGUUCUGGAGUGGUCUCCCCUCAGGAGCUCCUGAGAAAGCUCCAGAUUGUGCAGCAAGAGCAGCAGCUACAGGCACCCAACCGACCAGCCCUGGCAGCCAAGUUUCCUGUGGUUACUCAGAGUACCAGGAUGGUGAAACCCUUGGAAUCCUGGAUCGACAAGACAUCCAGCACAGAAGGGCAGACUCCUCUUUUUCAGGUCAUCUCGCCUCAGCGUAUCCCCACUACAAUGCCUCCUUCUCUGCUCAUGUCUCCCAUGGUGUUCACGCAGUCCACCUCUGCCCCAUCAAAGGACAGGGACAGUGGGCUCUUGCCCUUGGGAAGCCAAGACCCACCUGCUGCCUCCACCAGCCUUAUCUUGCCUGUACAGAACCCCGAGCCUUCCGCGAUCACCAGCAGCCCACUUACCAAGCUGCAGCUUCAGGAAGCACUGCUAUACCUCGUUCAGAAUGAUGACAACUUCGUAAAUAUCAUCUAUGAAGCUUAUCUCUUCAGUAUGACCCAAGCAGCCCUGAAAAAGACCAUGUGA
Molecule: messenger RNA, 1839 nt
Organism: Chrysochloris asiatica (Cape golden mole)
Lineage: Eukaryota; Metazoa; Chordata; Mammalia; Afrosoricida; Chrysochloridae
Gene: DCP1B
Product: decapping mRNA 1B
Exons: 9
Biological process (GO): deadenylation-independent decapping of nuclear-transcribed mRNA; deadenylation-dependent decapping of nuclear-transcribed mRNA; positive regulation of catalytic activity
Cellular component (GO): P-body
Molecular function (GO): enzyme activator activity; mRNA binding
Source: RefSeq, a predicted model, not a curated record